Molecule: messenger RNA, 615 nt
Organism: Suillus subalutaceus
Lineage: Eukaryota; Fungi; Basidiomycota; Agaricomycetes; Boletales; Suillaceae
Exons: 2
Coding region: 1-615 (204 amino acids)
Molecular function (GO): RNA binding
Source: RefSeq, a predicted model, not a curated record
AUGAACGGUUACGUCCAGAUACCAUCUUAUACACCUCCCGAUUACGAAUUAUACCACCCCGUUCCAGUCACCAUACCUGUGAAUGGCGCACCUCCUAUCCCUUUGCCACAGUUGGCAUUGCCGUUGCCUUUGGACACGACACGGUCAUGUCUUCUUAGCCAGUUGGAAUAUUAUCUGAGCUCUCAGAACAUGGCACAGGACUUCUUCCUCCGGCAGCGGAUGGAUGAUCAGGGAUGGAUACCCAUUUCACUGAUCGCUUCAUUCAACAGAGUAAAAAAGCUUACCACAGAUGUCAAUCUCGUGCGCGAUGUGCUCGACCUGUCUAGCUUGAUUGAGGUCAAGGGUGAAUAUGUUCGGAUGGCCAGGGAGCAGUGGAAACAGUUCAUCUUGCCCAAUGCUCCAAGGAGCAUUGUGUGCCAUCCGAUCGAAUCUGAGGCAAUAGAGCCUCAGGACGAUCAGGUCGCUUAUGCUCAGGUUCAGGAUGGUGAAAUAGAAGAAGAAGGUGAUACAUAUGGGGAGGAUGACGACGACGAAGACAUUGUCUUUGUCAUUGGCGAAGAAGCAGAAGGCUCAUGGGCGCCAGAACGACGACCAGUAGCAUCGGAAAGCACUUGA